Molecule: messenger RNA, 1514 nt
Organism: Ananas comosus (pineapple)
Lineage: Eukaryota; Viridiplantae; Streptophyta; Magnoliopsida; Poales; Bromeliaceae
Product: probable arabinose 5-phosphate isomerase
Exons: 3
Coding region: 225-1130 (301 amino acids)
Biological process (GO): carbohydrate metabolic process; carbohydrate derivative metabolic process
Molecular function (GO): carbohydrate derivative binding; isomerase activity
Source: RefSeq, a predicted model, not a curated record
CUCUCGAUUUCCACAUUUUUGACACUUCUGCCCGUGCAUCGGAUCUCCCCCGGCUGGCAGGCUAUCAAUUAUAUCCCCCACGGCGCCUUUCCCCUCCUUCCCUCCCCCUUCCCCCUUCUCCUUUCCCCUUUUCUCCUCCUCCGCCAUUCUAAACAUUUCUUUAUAUAUAUAUAAGAAAAAAAAGAAGGAUCAUCAUCUUUGUAAUAGUAAUAAUAGUAAUAAUCAUGGGCUCUCUCCCUCCUCCCCUUCCCUCGUCGUCGUCGUCGUCGUCGUCGUCUCCGGCGAAGAUCACGGAGGGGGAGCUGGGCGCGCUGUUCGAGACGCAGAGGGGGAUACUCGACCACUUCUUCGAGCGGCUCGACCUCUCGGAGGCGGCGGCGUUCGCGCAGGCGCUCGUCGACGCGCCGGGGGCCGUCUUCUUCUCAGGCGUCGGCAAGUCCGGGCUCGUGGCGCGGAAGCUCGCGCAGAGCCUCGCGUCGCUCGGGCUCGUGCGCGCGUCCUUCCUCGCCCCCGUCGACGCCCUCCACGGCGACCUCGGCGCCCUCUUCCCCGGCGACCUCCUCGUCCUCCUCUCCAAGUCCGGCGCCUCCGACGAGCUCCUCGCCCUCGCCCCCUGCGCCCGCGCCAAGGGCGCCGCGCUCCUCGCCCUCACCUCCGCGCCCCGCUCCCCGCUCGCCGCGCUCUGCGACCGCGGCGUCGUCCACCUCCCCCUCCUCCGCGAGCUCUGCCCCUUCGGCCUCGCCCCGCUCACCUCCGCCGCGCUGCAGAUGCUCUUCGUCGACACCGUCGUCGCCGCCGUCAUGGCCGCGCGCCGCCUCACCAGGGACCAGCUCGCCGCCAACCACCCCGCCGGCAAGAUCGGCAAGAGCCUCAUCUUCAAGGUAAAAGAUGUCAUGAAGAAGAAGGAAGAUCUUCCCAUAAGCAAGGAGGGAGAUAUGAUAAUGGACCAGCUUACGGAGCUGACGAGUAAAGGUUGCGGAUGUUUGCUUGUUGUUGAUGAUGAGUACCAUCUGAUUGGCACCUUCACAGAUGGAGACCUGCGACGUACACUCAAGGCUAGUGGUGCAGCGAUAUUCAAUCUGACUGUGGGUGAAAUGUGCAACAGUUUUGAGGACAUAAAAGCCUCAUAACUUUUUGCCGCAUCUUCAACAACUCACCUUUUAAGAUAUUCAGAGAUAAAGCUUGCUAUGGUCCGCAGCUAUUCAUCAACUCUCAGUGGUAAAUCUCCAUGUCAAAUGUAUAUCACCAUCCUCGUGUUGCAGCAUGCUAAUCUUGCCCCUCUGAGGCUCCAUGAUAGCCGGAUCAUUAUAGAUGCAAUCAGGGACUAAUCGCCUGUCAAUAUGGCUUCCGUGUAAUCUUAUGCCCUUCUCCUUUUUUUCGGCAGAAGCCCCAGAACAAUCACUGCCGAUGCAAUGGCGGUGGAAGCUAUGCAGAAAAUGGAGUCCCCACCUUCCGCCGUGCAGUUCUUGCCCGUCGUCGAUGACAGGAACAUCGUGAUUGGGAUCGUCACGCUG